AAGUGCUGGGCCUGGGAGGAGCGGGCGGCUGAAGGAGAGUCGGGGACGGGGGCAGCGGCAAGGUAACAACGCCUGUCCCCGCUCCAUGCGCAAGAUGUUGUUGGCCGUGCUCUCCCGGGUGCUGCAAAGUCCGGCGGCUGCUGCUGCCGCCGCCGGAAAACCGGCCUCUCGAGUGAUGGUAGCAUCACGUAACUAUGCAGACUUUGCAAAUGAAGCUACAUUUGAAAUUAAGAAAUGUGACCUUCAUCGCCUAGAAGAAGGCCCCGGUACCACCACAGUGAUGACUCGAGAGGAGGGGCUCCACUACUACAAGACAAUGCAGUCCAUCCGACGCAUGGAGCUGAAGGCUGACCAGCUGUACAAGCAGAAGAUUAUUCGUGGCUUCUGCCACUUGUACGAUGGCCAGGAGGCUUGCUGCGUAGGGAUUGAAGCUGCCAUAAAGCCUACAGACCAUGUGAUAACAGCUUACAGGGCUCAUGGCUUUACCUAUACACGAGGAGUGCCUAUUCGAGAAAUUCUCACUGAACUUACAGGGCGAAAAGGAGGAUGUGCAAAGGGAAAAGGAGGAUCAAUGCAUAUGUACACCAAAAACUUCUAUGGUGGAAAUGGAAUUGUUGGUGCUCAGGUUCCUCUUGGAGCUGGGAUUGCACUGGCCUGUAAAUACUUUGGUAAAAAUGAAAUCUGCAUGGCCUUAUAUGGGGAUGGCGCAGCCAAUCAGGGCCAGAUAUUUGAAACAUUUAACAUGGCUGCCUUGUGGAAGUUGCCUUGUAUUUUUGUCUGUGAGAAUAACCGGUAUGGAAUGGGAACUUCAGUUGAAAGAGCGGCAGCCAGUACCGACUACUAUAGAAGAGGGGACUUCAUUCCAGGUAUCAGGGUGGAUGGCAUGGAUGUUCUCUGUGUUCGAGAAGCAACAAAGUUUGCUGCUGAGCACUGCAGAUCUGGCAAAGGUCCUAUUGUGAUGGAGUUACAGACCUACCGUUACCACGGCCAUAGUAUGAGUGACCCUGGAAUAAGCUAUCGCACUAGGGAAGAAAUCCAAGAAGUGAGAAGCAAAAGUGAUCCCAUUACUUUGCUGAAGGACAGAAUGGUCAACAAUAACCUGGCUAGCAUUGAAGAAUUAAAGGAUAUUGAUGUGGCAGUAAGGAAGGAGAUUGAGGAAGCAGCUCAGUUUGCUACCACUGACCCAGAGCCACCACUGGAGGAGCUCUGUCACCACAUCUACUUCAAUGAGCCACCCUUUGAAGUGCGGGGCCCAAACCAGUGGAUAAGCUACAAGUCUACCAGCUAAAGGACUUUAUACUGUCAUAAUUUAUUCAUAAGUGAAUAUAUUUACAGGAACUUAAAUCAUGGGAUAGCUAG
Neopsephotus bourkii (Bourke's parrot) is the source of this 1359-nucleotide messenger RNA. Its product is annotated as pyruvate dehydrogenase E1 component subunit alpha, mitochondrial. The coding region runs from base 86 to 1288 and encodes 400 amino acids. The record is from RefSeq and is a predicted model, not a curated record. Gene Ontology annotation, cellular component: intracellular membrane-bounded organelle. The transcript has 11 exons. Lineage: Eukaryota; Metazoa; Chordata; Aves; Psittaciformes; Psittacidae. Gene Ontology annotation, molecular function: pyruvate dehydrogenase (acetyl-transferring) activity. Gene Ontology annotation, biological process: pyruvate decarboxylation to acetyl-CoA.